Messenger RNA from Vigna umbellata (rice bean), 720 nucleotides. RefSeq lists its product as uncharacterized. The record is from RefSeq and is a predicted model, not a curated record. Lineage: Eukaryota; Viridiplantae; Streptophyta; Magnoliopsida; Fabales; Fabaceae.
UUUUUAUUCCGAUUCAUAUUUCAUCUGUUUUCACAUACAACAUACCAUAAGAUGGGUUCCUCUGCUGCCAGAAAAAACAUUGCAGAUUCAGCGUCCUGGUACUGUGCCAUGAUGCUGUUGGGCAUGAUUCUGUUGGGGUCUGUAAGGGAAAGCGUUGUGGCAGGAGAAGGUAAGGCUGUAAAAGGGAACAACCUCCGGGAAGGACCGUGUGAUGAAAUCUACGUUGUGGGAGAAGGAGAGACCCUGCACACAAUCAGCGACAAGUGCAAUGACCCGUUUAUCGUGGAGCGGAACCCGCAUAUCCAUGACCCGGAUGACGUUUACCCUGGCCUUGUCAUCCAAAUCAUCUCUACCCGUCAAUCCUGAUAAACUCUUCAAGAGCUGCCUCCACCUUAUUCCAUUGCAACAAGGUAUUUUAGACACGGAAUACGCUGCAAGUCAUUUUGAAAGCCUUUUUUUUUCAAAUAUUAGAUUUUUUUUCAGUAUAAAAACCUGUCACAACCUCUUUUAAUCUUCUGGUUCAAAGGCUCUGGAUCUUCUUCAUUGUAUAGAUAUUUACUCAAAAAAAGAGGAAGGAGAAAAAAAAUAUAUAUUCAUAAUUAAUGGUAGCUUAGUUUCCUACUUUUCUGUUUAUAAGCUUUUGGGUUAAUUUUAUCUGUGGUGGCGACCAGGUCAGGUGUGACUUGUUUUAUAACUACACGAGUACUUUGCUGAUAGAAG